AAAAUUUUCAUUUAUGACAAGGGAGAACUGAGCAAAAUCUGGAAAAGCUUUUCAAGAGAAUAAAAGAAAAAGGAAAAAAAAAAAAAGGAAAUGUUUUGUGAGUAUGUGUUGGUGUAUCUGCAUGACACCAAAUCAGUGAAGAAACUGAGUAAUAUUGUUGCCAGCUCAAAUUUCUCAUUUAUAACAAGCCAACCUGCGGAGAAUAUUAACACCAGGGCAGUGUCUAUGGAGGAGUUGAAUAUUUGCUAUUGCUAUUAAUUUCUUCCUCUUCAAUUCUCUUUGUCCGUUCUAUCUCCCUCUGUGUUUUUCCUUUGUUAGAAUUCUAUUAAUUGCUUUACGAGUUUUUCUUUUCUGAGAUCGGGGUUGUGAAUUGAAUAGUGGACUCAAAUUGCAUGUGGGUUUUCCAGAAUUCUGAUUCAGUUGUGGGGUUCGAGGAGAAAAGGAUACUCCCAGACCAAACAGAAGAAGGUUAAUUUUGUUAUAUAUAGAACUUGCUACAACACAUGGCGGCAUCAUCUUCCUCAGCAUCACUCUUUGGCUUUAGAGAAGAGGAUCAAAACCAGAUGAAGCAACAGCAUUCCUUGACACCAUCUUCGUCUGCAACACCAGCUGCACCACCACCCCAGAAGAAAAAGAGAAACCAACCUGGAACUCCAUAUCCAGAUGCGGAGGUGAUAGCACUAUCUCCCAAGACCCUAAUGGCAACAAACAGGUUUAUAUGUGAGGUGUGUAACAAAGGGUUCCAAAGGGAGCAAAACCUACAGCUACACAGAAGAGGACACAACCUGCCUUGGAAGCUUAAGCAGAAGACUACAAAAGAGCCAAAGAGAAAGGUUUAUCUGUGUCCUGAGCCCACAUGCGUCCACCAUGACCCUUCAAGGGCUCUUGGAGACCUCACAGGGAUUAAGAAACACUACUCUCGCAAACAUGGUGAGAAGAAGUGGAAGUGUGACAAGUGCUCCAAGAAAUAUGCUGUUCAAUCAGAUUGGAAAGCCCAUUCUAAGACUUGUGGCACCAGAGAAUACAGAUGUGAUUGUGGUACACUCUUCUCCAGGAGGGACAGUUUCAUCACCCACAGGGCCUUCUGCGAUGCACUUGCUCAAGAGAGUGCAAGACAUCCACCAAACCUUGGCGCCGCCAUCGGCACCCACCUCUUCGGAACCACCGCCAACACCAUCCCUCUAAACCUUUCUCAGGUCGCUUCUCACAUUUCCAACAUCCAAGACCCCAACACCCAGCCAACAGAACUCCUCCGCCUCGGUGGCGCCGCCGCAAGAACCUCCCAAUUCGACCAUCUCCUAGGUUCUCCCUUCAGACCCUCCCAACAACAACCACCCUACUUUAUGGAACCUAACCAAAACUACCACCCCGACCAACAACAACAACAAGGGCUGCUCCAAAACAAACCCUUCCAACAAGGACUGAUGCAGAUCCCUGAUCAUCUCAGCAACAGCAACUCACCCUUCAACCUUCCUUUCCUUUCAAACACCACCAACAAUGCUUCCUUCACUGAAAACUUCAACAAUACCAACAACAGCAGCAACAACGACGAGAGCGCUAACUUCUUCACAACUUCAAGCGCUCCCUCUCUCUUCAGCAACAACAACAACAACGCUGUCAGUGCAAACGCCAACGCCAGUGCACUAUCUCACAUGUCCGCAACUGCACUGCUUCAGAAAGCCGCACAAAUGGGUGCGUCUUCGAGCAACAGCACCGCUUCGCUGUUGAAAAGCUUCGGAAGCGCGUCCUCCAGCAGCGGCUCAAAAUCCGAGCAACACAGGCCACUGGUGAACGCUGCAAACUACGGCGGCGGAAUCUUCGGAGGGAACGUGAACGAACAGGGUAACAGCAACCUUCAAGACCUGAUGAACUCGUUCGCUGUUGGUGGAAACUCUUCGAUUUUUGAAGGUGGGUUUGAAGCGUAUGAUCAUAACAGUAAUAAUAACAACAGGGAGGGAAAAGUGCAUGCAAUGAGUGGAAGCAGCAGCAUUGGGGGGUCCGAUAGACUCACCCGCGAUUUUCUGGGUGUGGGUCAGAUUGUUAGAGGCAUGAGUGGGAGUGGAGGAGUUGCACAGAGAGAACAGCAGCAACAACAGCAUGGCUUCAACUUGAGUUCUUUGGAAGCAGAUCAACGAAAUAACAGUAACAGCAAUAAUAAUAACAAUGCUGCGCCGUCAGGUCAAGCUUUUGGGGGUGGUGGAGGGAAUUUUCAGUGAGGAAAAUCAUCGAACAAAAGUACAAAGGGAUUUGAACAUGCUCCAUUGAAACUUGACUUCUCAGUUCAUCUAAUCAAGGGUUUUUAAAGUGCAGCGUUAGGGAAUCAGAUGUGGAAGUUUCUGCAAUUUACUAAUAGCGCAAGCAAAUUAGGCUUCAAAAUUAGGGUUCUUUUACCAACUUUCUGCUUUUUCUUUCUUUCUAUAUGUUUAUUCGGAUUUUAAACUAGGUUCAAGAUUUUCAUGGUUUAAUUUAAUAGAUUUUGUUAUUGGACAAUGCAUUACAUUGCUUAUAUUUAAACUUCAUGCCAUCA
This is a messenger RNA of Vigna angularis (adzuki bean), 2527 nucleotides long. Its product is annotated as protein indeterminate-domain 5, chloroplastic. Lineage: Eukaryota; Viridiplantae; Streptophyta; Magnoliopsida; Fabales; Fabaceae. Gene Ontology annotation, molecular function: DNA-binding transcription factor activity. Gene Ontology annotation, cellular component: nucleus. The transcript has 4 exons. The record is from RefSeq and is a predicted model, not a curated record. The coding region runs from base 504 to 2216 and encodes 570 amino acids.